UGUCCCUUCUUGGCUGGGAAGGGAGCUGCAGGACAACACCGAGGACUGGCCCUUCAUGAGCUGUGACUACUGAGUUAACGAGGGUCCCAGGCGAGGGGGUCAAUCAACAUGGGCAGCCCCCAGAGGAGCUCCCUGCAACUCGGACUGUCUGCCCCCUUCCCACGGCCCUGAGUCUUCAGGCCCUGAGCUCGCUAAGGUCACCAGAGGGAGCUGCGCCGUGGGAGGCUGCCCCACCUGCACCCUGCGAGCAUGGCGCUGCUGAAAAUCAAAUUCGACCAGAAGAAACGGGUCAAGUUGGCCCAAGGGCUCUGGCUCAUGAACUGGCUCUCCGUGCUGGCUGGCAUCGUCAUCUUCAGCCUAGGGCUGUUCCUAAAGAUUGAGCUUCGGAAGAGGAGCGAUGUGAUGAAUAAUUCAGAGAGCCAUUUUGUGCCCAACUCCUUGAUAGGGGUGGGGUUCCUGUCCUGUGUCUUCAACUCUCUGGCCGGCAAGAUCUGCUAUGAUGCUCUGGACCCUGCCAAGUACGCCAAGUGGAAGCCCUGGCUGAAGCCAUACCUGGCCGUCUGCGUCCUCUUCAACGCGGUCCUCUUCCUGGUGGCCCUCUGCUGCUUCCUCAUGCGAGGCUCCCUGGAGAGCACCCUGGCCCACGGGCUCAGGAACGGGAUGAAGUACUACCGGGACACGGACACGCCCGGCCGGUGUUUCAUGAAGAAGACCAUCGACAUGCUGCAGAUCGAGUUCCGAUGCUGUGGCAACAAUGGCUUUCGGGACUGGUUUGAGAUUCAGUGGAUCAGUAACCGCUACCUGGACUUUUCCUCCAAGGAAGUCAAAGAUCGCAUCAAGAGCAACGUGGACGGGCGGUACCUGGUGGACGGCGUCCCCUUCAGCUGCUGCAACCCCAACUCGCCACGGCCCUGCAUCCAGUACCAGCUCACCAACAACUCGGCACACUACAGCUAUGACCACCAGACGGAAGAGCUCAACUUGUGGGUGCGAGGCUGCAGGGCCGCCCUGCUGAGCUACUACAGCAGCCUCAUGAACUGCAUGGGCGCCGCCACGCUCCUCGUCUGGCUCUACGAGGUGACCGUCACAGUUGGGCUGCGCUACCUCCACACGGCACUGGACAGUGUGUCCAGCCCCGAAGACGCUGAGUGUGAGAGUGAGGGCUGGCUGCUGGAGAAGAGCGUGCCGGAGACCUGGAGGGCCUUCCUGGAGGGCCUGAAAAGGCUGGGCAAGAGCAACCAGGUGGAAGCCGAGGGCGCAGACGCAGGCCCAGCCCCAGAGGCUGGCUGACGGCCCCAGGGUCCCUGCCCUCCCCAACACGGAGAAGCAGUGGACUCCAAGAAACGCGGACACUCCCCCUCGUCCAAUCUGAAUCUCCCAAGGAGAGCGGCCACCUUAGAGAUACUCUCCUUGAUGGUGGGAUUGAAAAUUUAGAGUCCCUAAAAGCAUUUGGCAAACACUUGUUGGAGGACUGACUCAAAAUAGGAGUGACUGAGCCCCCAGGCCCACUGCUGUGGACAGGCCCUCACGGUGGCCUCUCGGCGGAUGCCCAGGCCCCCACCCGUCUCUCCCCAGCACCUGCGUUCAUUUCCACCCUGAGGCUACCGGCCACAUCUGAGGUCCCUGGCCCUUUGAUGAGCCUGCCAUCAUGAAUUCCACGCUGCUUCAUCCCACAUCCAAAGCGUCAUGAGGUACAAAAGCACAGGAGUCUGAAAAAAUGUACUGGCCAUACUGUCAUUAAAAAAAAGAUGCCAAGGUUGACAGGUCAGCCAUCUUAUUUGUUAGAUGGUGGAAGGUGGGGAACAGCGACACUCAUUCCGAGAGUCAUGGGCUCUCCAAAGCCCCGACAGCUCAAAAGAGGAGUUCUUCCAUCAUGGGAUGCAAGAACUUCAGGACCGGGGAUUAUUUCCUGCCGCCGGAAAUGCAGUUCAAGGCCUGAUUUCAUGUGUCAAUCACAUGCCCUCACUUAGGCAGGAGUGGGCCCCGGCUGGAGGAAGUCCAGGCACCUCGGGGGCAUUCUGGCUGCAAGCCCUCCGAAGGCCUGGACGACGCCCCGGCUGCCUGUCUGCGGCGGCACUGGUGGGAGACGGCUGCGCUUCUGCGGAAGAGGAGCCGCGGUCAGACCGGAGUCCACCCUCUGGAGACCAGGCUCACCUCUUGGGGGGCGCGGGGAUGCCGUGGACGACGCUAACUGUCUGCAGUGGAGGGCAGAGUCCUCUGGGGUGUCCCCCUGUUUCUAUCCCCAGAGGGCCGACCGCCAGUGCAGUCCUACCGGGUUGCCUCUUCGUUCAAGGAGACUCUGAGACAGCCCGUCUUCCUGAGCUAGCAACCGCAACGAAGUUUUCAGUUCCUUCAGGAAAAGAGAAAGGGAACUUUUUUUUAGUUGAAGGAGAGGAUGAUUUCAGUACCGUCCUGAGUGUCCAGUGUGGAGAUGGUGCAGCCGGGGGUUUGUUCUGGGGCUCUGGUGCUCCCAGGGUUGAGACCCAUCAAAGGUGUUUGGACGGAGUCAGGCUUUGGUUCAGGGUUUAAUCUGACUCCGGAGUCUCCCUGAGACCAAGGAAGAUCCCCACUGACGAUGCUGAGGGAGUCAGCUGCCUCGACGGAUGCUCCGGAGCCCUCUUCGCGCCCAGGAGCGCUGCGGACCGCUGCGCAGACGCUGCUCUGGGCCACGUGUGUAACUGUGCUGUUAACAGCUGUACAACAGAGAUUAAACAUUAUAUUGUAUGCAAACCACUUUUGCGCAUUGUAUGAAAAUGCCUGUCUCAGCCUAUUCGACAGCAGUGUGUCACCGGGUCCCCAACUCUACCGCAUGUUUUAACAAGGCCUAACCUGACUCUGAAAGGAGGCACUGUCCACGAUCAGGCAGCUGGGUUCCGACGGCGUCGGAGUCACCGCUCUCCCUCUCUUGCUUUCUUAACCUGCAAAAACAGUGACUGGCCGGUUAUCCGAGUCGUCUCAGUAUUUUGCCUCGGCCAGAGCUGAACUGGUCUAACAUUUUAAUAUGUGGUAUCUUAAUUUAGUGAUAUAAGUAAAAAUUCCAAAACA
This is a messenger RNA of Phyllostomus hastatus (greater spear-nosed bat), 3045 nucleotides long. RefSeq names its product peripherin 2 (gene PRPH2). The coding region runs from base 250 to 1290 and encodes 346 amino acids. The transcript is spliced from 3 exons. NCBI's taxonomy places the organism in Eukaryota, Metazoa, Chordata, Mammalia, Chiroptera, Phyllostomidae. Gene Ontology annotation, biological process: visual perception. The record is from RefSeq and is a predicted model, not a curated record. Gene Ontology annotation, cellular component: membrane.